Penicillium salamii is the source of this 4644-nucleotide messenger RNA. The record is from the annotation of a GenBank genome assembly. Lineage: Eukaryota; Fungi; Ascomycota; Eurotiomycetes; Eurotiales; Aspergillaceae.
AUGGCCAAACGCAAAGCCACUUCUCAACUUUCUGGACUUAUAGGAUCAGACGAUGAGGAUCUCAUGUUGAACAAUGAAGAGGGUCCUGCAGAGCCUCCCGCCAAGAAACGACGAGGUCGACCACGCACUUCUGAGGACGCCGUGCCCGAGCCUAAGCCUACCAAACCGACUACACGAGCGAAAAAGCAGCAGGCAGCUGUAGCUGAAACAGAGGCCACUACUGAGAGGAAAUCCACCCGUCGGGGACGACCCAAGGGAAGUGGUCGACCGUCGCAAGACGCGAUGGCAGAAGCAGAAAAAGAGGAAACAGGGCCGAACGACGAUACACGCGAGCAGGAGAACGAGGAUCCCGAGGAACCAAAGCCAACGAAAAAGCCCGCGAGGACUACAAAAGCUAAAGCUGCGCCGGCAGCCAAACGCCCUCGAACAACAGCUCGCGCCGGCGCAGCAAAAAAGCCCCAAGUAGACGAUGAAUUUGAAUAUACUCCCAAGACUGCGCGACACGCUAGCCCGGAGAGUGACGAAGAACAACAGCUCGAGCCAAGCUCUGUUCCUCGUGCAGCAGGUCCGGGGAGGCGAGGCACCGAAGUGGAGGAAACACAACAAACUGCAGGCCUCCAAGCUGGAUUUGUAGAAGAGUCGGCAAUCCCCGCACCUACUCGCCGUUCAAUGUCGCCGCAGAAACCCCGUGCCUAUCGGCCGUCUUUACACCGCAACCCACAAGACUCUCCCUUUAAACGCAAAUCGACCGACUCUGAGCAAGGCGACCCAGAAUUGAGGCGUAGGCUGGGUGAGCUCACCAAGAAGAAUGAUGCAUUGGAACUCAAAUAUCGCAAUCUCCGUGAGAUCGGGGUUGUCGAGGCUAAUACCAAUAUGGAGAAGCUGCGAAAGCAAAAUGAAGCUAUAACCACUGCCUCGAAUGAGCUGGUUGCCUCUCUGAGGAACGAGCUGGAUGCCCAGCGAAAGCUAGGAACACAAAGCCGCGGACUACAGAAGCAACUGAAAGACCGCGAUGCAGAGAUAGCCCGGUUGAAAUCCGACGCCGAUGAGGCACGCGCACAACUUGCCUCUGCCCAAUCCGAAGUUAAGGCCCUGCAGACCAAGCUCGCCGCGGCACGCAACACCGCCGCCAGUCUCGAGGGGGCUUCCAAGGUCCCCGGCAGUGCCAUCAAGGGUGGCGCCGCCAACCGCGCGAAUGCUGCUGCCAGCGCUGAAGCGGCCCAGGCAGCCCAGCUUGCUCAGCUCAAGGAAGACCUAUACAGUGACCUGACCGGAUUGAUCAUCCGUGAUGUUAAGGACAAGGAUUCUGAAAAUGUCUAUGAUUGUAUCCAGACUGGAAUUAACGGCACUCUUCAUUUCCACUUGGCGGUGCCCAAGGAAUCAGCAGACUUCGACAAUGCCGAAUUCCAAUAUCUGCCGCUCUUGGAUGCCAAUCGUGAUAGAGACCUGGUCAACCUGCUUCCAGACUUCUUGACCGUGGACAUCACAUUCAAGCGUGGGCAGGCUGCCAAGUUCUAUACGCGCGUCAUUGAUGCUUUGACCAAGCGGCGGUCUCUUGCAGCUUCCAACCCCGAGAGGAGAGACAUCAUGGUGCGUCUCGGCCGCGUCGGGUUUCUGGCCCUCGCGGUGGUCUUCCACUUGAUCUAUACAUAUUCAAUCUUCGAUAUCUACUUCGUUAGCCCAAUUGUGAGUGGCAUGCAAUCACAUGGGGUCAGGCGACCCUCCGGAACCCCCGCCCCAGCCAACCGUCUCGUCCUAUUUGUCGCCGAUGGCCUCCGCGCCGACAAGGCCUUCCAAGCUUUCCCUGACCCAUCCCCCGGCGCCGAUCCCGAAAACGACGAAUUGAUCCGCUUGUCGCCAUUCAUUCGAUCGAAAGUCCUCUCCCAUGGCACAUUUGGCGUCUCGCAUACCCGAGUGCCUACCGAAUCGCGCCCCGGUCAUGUUGCGCUUAUCGCGGGCCUCUACGAGGAUGUCUCCGCCGUUACCACAGGCUGGAAGUUGAACCCCGUGGACUUCGACAGCGUUUUCAACCAGAGCAGACAUACAUGGAGCUGGGGAAGCCCGGAUAUUCUUCCCAUGUUUAAGGAGGGUGCUGUGCCUGGGAGGGUUGAUGCGGACUCUUACAGUGAAGAAGCGGAGGAUUUCACCGUGGAUGCGACGCAUCUGGACACAUGGGUCUUUGAUAAGGUUCACGGACUAUUCGAAUCGGCCAAGACGGACCCCGAAUUGGAUCGUAAGCUGCGCGACGACAAGCUGGUGUUCUUCCUUCAUUUGCUUGGAUUGGACACAACUGGCCAUUCCUUCCGGCCGUACUCCAAAGAAUAUCUGCACAAUAUCCAGGUCGUGGAUCGCGGAGUCGAAGCCGUCACUAAGUUGGUGGAUGGCUUCUAUGGCGACGACAAGACGGCUUUCGUUUUCACCGCGGAUCAUGGCAUGAGUGAUACCGGCAGCCACGGUGACGGUCAUCCGGACAACACGAGGACCCCGCUGGUUGUCUGGGGAUCUGGUGUUGCGCACCCACAAUACUCGACUAGUGGCAUCGCUCCCGGUCAUGAAGAUGGGUUUUCCGCCGAUUGGGGCUUUGACCAGGUUCAACGCCAUGAUGUCGCACAGGCUGACGUUGCUGCACUCAUGGCAUACCUGGUUGGCCUGGACUUCCCUGUGAACUCAGUGGGUCAAUUACCGCUAGACUUCAUCAGUGCGAGCCCUGAGGAGAAGGCCCAGGCUGCUCUUGCCAACACGCGCGGUGUUCUAGAGAUGUACCGUGUGAAAGAAGAACAGAAGAGCAAUGCUGUGAUUCGGUACGUGCCUUAUGAGCCGCUGUCUGGCAACCAUAUGAACUCGAUUGAAUACCGACUGGAGAACAUUGAGGCCUCCAUAUCCAAGGGCAACUACGACGAGGCUAUCUAUUUGUCUGCUGAGUCCUUCCGCGCAGCCCUGGAGGGCCUGCGUUACUUGCAAACUUAUGACUGGCUGUUCUUGCGCACUAUUGUGUCUGUUGGCUAUCUUGGUUGGAUCGCGUAUGCGUUGACCACAGUGAUCGAUCUACAUGUUUUGCAUGGCACAUCGGAUACUCACCGCACGACAGCGAGUGUCUCGUUUUUCUCGUCUAUUCUAGUUGCCCUGUUCUCUGUGUUCCUGUACCAGGGAUCGUCCUGGCGCUACUACUUCUAUGCUUUCUUCCCGGUCUAUUUCUGGGAAGAAGUGUUUGCACGCCGCAAGGCCUUGAUUGCCGGUCGCGAGAUUGUACUGGGCCAUGUGCGCUCCUUCACUGGGUACCUUAAAUUUGGACUUCAAUUUUUGGCAUUCCUCGGUGUGAUGGAGGCUAUGGUACAGUCGUAUUUCCACCGGGAGAUCUUCACGGUUUGCUUUGCCUUGGGUGCGUUUUGGCCUGCGGUCCAUGGCUUCGGGUUCAUUCGUAGCCAUGCGACUCUCACUGCUACUUGGGCUCUUGGUUGUGGCUUGAUGAGUUCAUUCACUCUUCUGCCGGUCAUCAAGGUUGAAAACAUUGAUACAAUUACCUAUGGCGGGCUGGCCAUGUUCCUUACUGGAAUUUUAUACCUGCUAUUUGAGAAUGCAAUCAUUGGAUCUGAAUCAAAAGCAAUUGGUCGUGUCGGCUCCCGAAUUAUCAUGGGAAUCCAGCUUGGUCUGGUUCUUCUUGCAGUCAUUGUCACUAGAUCAUCAGUGUUCUCCUUGCAGGCUCGUCAAGGUCUACCAUUCGGAAACCUUGUUGUUGGGUGGGUUGUCUUUGUGGCUUCUCUGGCUCUGCCAUUCUUCCACCGUUUAUAUCCGAACAGCAAUUAUCUUCACAGACUCAUGAUCAUCUUCUUGACAUUUUCACCGACAUUUAUCAUCCUCACUAUUUCAUGGGAAGGACUAUUUUACUUCGUGUUUUGCAUGACCAUUGUGACAUGGGUUCGUCUCGAACACGCCAUCUACGUCCACACAAAGCCCGAUGCGGCUAAGCAACAAAAUGCUAGCAAGGAUCAUGCAGCAAAGCCCGAGAACAUCGGCUCCACUACUGUCGACGGCGAAAUAUUUUACUACCGCGCACUUACCCUCUCAGAUGUCCGCGUGGCACUCUUCUUCUUUUUCCUCUUGCAAUCCGCCUUCUUUAGCACAGGCAAUGUUGCGUCAAUCUCGACGUUCUCCCUCGACAGUGUUCGCCGAUUGGUCCCUGUCUUUGACCCAUUCGCGCAAGGCGCUCUAUUGAUUGUCCAAAUCCUGAUCCCCUUUGCCAUUAUCAGUGCCAACCUGGGCAUUCUCAAUCGCCGCCUGGAAGUAGCCCCCAGUGCUCUUUUCAUGGUCGUCAUGGCCAUCUCCGACAUCAUGACCCUGAACUUUUUCUACAUGGUGCGCGAUGAAGGCUCCUGGCUCGACAUUGGCAUGACCAUUAGUCAUUUCUGUAUUGCCAGUGCCCUGUGCACCUUUGUGGCUGGCCUUGAGUUCCUGAGUGAACUCCUAGUCAGUGGCGUUCAUUUCCCCGUGAUCACAGCGGUGGGGUCCGCCGUGGUCGAAACCAUUGACCAAGCCACCGAAUGUGGCCACGAGGACCGCAAGGAGCCAAAGAAGCCCCAGUCCAACGGGGCCAAGCAAUCCAAGUCCAAGUCCAAAAGCAAGGGCAAGGGCAAAUCCACCAGAUAG